Molecule: messenger RNA, 762 nt
Organism: Colletotrichum gloeosporioides
Lineage: Eukaryota; Fungi; Ascomycota; Sordariomycetes; Glomerellales; Glomerellaceae
Exons: 3
Coding region: 1-762 (253 amino acids)
Source: RefSeq, a predicted model, not a curated record
AUGUCGGAGGAUAUCCAAGGCCCCGGCCUCCUUUUCGUCAACUCCAAGAUCAUUCGUCCGGAUCUCAUAGACGAGGAGUCGUUCUUCAAGUGGUACGAUGAAGACCACAUUGCAGAGAUUCUCGCAACGAGCGGUAUCCAGUCCGCCUUUCGCUUCUUCGACGUCAACAUCGGUAGUGUCGAUCGGCCGUAUCUGGCCAUGUACCCGAUGAAAGAUGUUGGAUUCACGCAAACCGAGGAGUUCCGCAAUAUCAAUGUCUCCAGCGACAUGCUUCCGAACGGCGGCCCCAUCUACGACCUGGCAGACUUUGACGUACGGUACUACAAAUUGGUCCAGGUCUUUGAUCCUACGAGAAAGGGCAAGGGUAUCGUGAAAACGAUCAUAGCAGCUCAGUACGAGCUGGGAGAGCUCACCGAAGAUGAGUUUGACAGCUGGUACAGGCAAGAGCAUCUUGAUCAGUUGGCCGCUGUGCCAGGAUAUCUACGAACAACCAGGUUCAAGCUCGCCUUUGCUCGGUCCAACGCGCAGUCCCGCGCGUUGAAAGGCUUGUCCACGAAUGACGAGCCACCCCCGCAACCGCCAAAGUGGCUGGCAGUUCACGAAUUUGAGUCUGAAGAAGUAGACCUGGUGUCACUCAGACAGCUGACUGAUACGGAGUGGACUCGUAAGAUCAACAGUGUUUCGAAAACGCGCGUAUUUCCAGUGUUCAACAUCGCCAAGGCUCAUGGCACAGGUUACUGGUUUCAUGAUGUCGCUGAAUAG